Candidula unifasciata is the source of this 801-nucleotide messenger RNA. The record is from the annotation of a GenBank genome assembly. Lineage: Eukaryota; Metazoa; Mollusca; Gastropoda; Stylommatophora; Geomitridae.
AUGGCAGACGUGGCAGCGCAGCGGGAAGCAAGACGUCGAAAAAUCAUCCAGAGUUCGGAAGCUCGAAUGAACAAAUUGCUUGGGCUUACAAAAAAACAAAGUAAUGAGUCAACAUCACAGAGCGAGUUGGUUGAAUCACCUUUAUCUUCACAAAACUCACUCCCUCACAGCGACCAGAAUGAAGAACAACCCAAAAGUCUACAUCUCCACUCAUCCAACUCAACUGCUUCUGCAUCCUUGACUUCUAGAAACAUCUCCUCUUCUCUGACCUCACCACCGUCGACAGAUAGAAGCUCAAACAGACCAGAUUAUUUAAUUUCUGGGCAAGAUUCUGCCACUAAUUCCAUCUCUGGUGUUACUAGGAACAUUGAUCCAGCACUGCAGACACCUUUCAAAAGGUCUGAACUUGAGGCAAGAAAGACAGAUAAAUUAUUGAAGGAUGCUCAAGGAUUUAAUGCACAGAAGUUUGAAUUUGUGAAAAUCUUUACAUUUAUUAUUAUUGCCUUUCUGCAACGUUGUGUUUUGAAGUGGGGCCUGGGUCUUUUUGUGGUGCCAAGCAUAUUUGUGCCAUUUGUGGUCCUGGAGAUAACAUUUGAGUAUGUGGUCUACAAUUUCCUGCAGCACAUUGUACUGUUCCAGUCUAAAGGCAACCUGAUGUCUGCAGCCCUAAUGUUGUGUGGCAUGAAACAGGAGCUAACAGAGACCUACAACAAUAUAAUGGCACGCAUCACUAUAUGGCUUAGUGAUUUCUGCCUGUACUUUUUUGCUUUCAUAUUUUGGGAUCUGUUAAUUGCAUCAUAA